UGUCUGUCUCCCUCCUCUCUCACUCUGUCGCUCCCUCUCUCUGCAGCCUCACGCUCUCCUCUCUCUCUCUCACACACACUCUCUCACUCCCACUCACUGCUGCAGAGAUGGCCGAGGCUUUCGUUGGAACAUGGAACCUGAAGGAGAGUGAUAAGUUCGAUGACUACAUGAAGGCUCUGGGUGUGGGUUUCACCACCCGCAAGGUGGGAGGACUCACCAAGCCCACUACCAUCAUCUCAGUGGAGGGUGACACCGUCACCUUGAAGACCCAGAGCUCCGUCAAGAACACAGAGCUCAGCUUCAAGCUGGAUGAGGAGUUCGACGAGACGACCGCCGAUGAUAGGAAGGUUAAGUCCAUUAUCAAAAUAGACGGCGGAAAGAUGGUGCACGUACAGAAGUGGGACGGCAAAGAGACCAGUCUGGUCAGAGAAAUCAAUGAGAACGCCCUCAUACUGACACUCACAAUGGGAGACAUCGUUUGCACACGUCGCUAUGAGAAGGCAUAGUGAAAACCCAACCCAGAGUCCCCCCCCCUGCAUCAUCUGAAGCGUCUGUGCCUUGAUCUACGUUAACGGCACCUCAGCCCAGGCCAAGCAGCCGGACCCCGUGUGUCUGCUGCAGAUUCCCCCUCCUCCCCUUCAGUCUGAUUGAUCAGUUUUUGCGUUGCUGUUCUUUGCAACCUCCAUCUUCCCUCCUGUCCCUCUCUUUACUCUUUUGUUCAAACACUGAAUAAAUUCCAAUGAGUUGUUGUUGUUUUGUUCUUUAAACAGGUCUGUGGAAUUUUUUUUUUAACGAAAUGUGUUAUGAAUAACAUAUGCUCUGAUAAACCUGGAAGUGUUAAAAACGUUUUUGUUUAACUAUUGAGACCUGAAAAUAAAAAUGAAAGUUUCCUCACA
Limanda limanda (common dab) is the source of this 896-nucleotide messenger RNA. It is a transcript of the gene fabp3, whose product is annotated as fatty acid binding protein 3, muscle and heart. NCBI's taxonomy places the organism in Eukaryota, Metazoa, Chordata, Actinopteri, Pleuronectiformes, Pleuronectidae. The transcript is spliced from 4 exons. Gene Ontology annotation, cellular component: nucleus; cytosol. The record is from RefSeq and is a predicted model, not a curated record. The coding region runs from base 108 to 506 and encodes 132 amino acids. Gene Ontology annotation, molecular function: fatty acid binding. Gene Ontology annotation, biological process: fatty acid transport.